AUACAGUGAUUUAAAGCGAAUAACAGCUAUAUAUACAAUUAAUAGUCACUAGUGUACACCUUUAGAGAAAAUAUUCCGGUUAAAAAGUCAAGAUGUUGCCUCCUGGUGGAUUAAUGGAGAUUGUUUUCUCAUUUGAUACAACUGGUUCUAUGUCAAGUUGUUUAAAUCAGGUCAGAGGUCAAAUACAAGACAUGGUUCAACGUCUUCAAGCAGAUAUACCGUCUAUAAGAAUGGCUGUAUUUGCUCAUGGUGAUUAUUGUGAUAAAUCUACAUAUGUAACUAAAUAUAUAGAUUUUACAACGGAUGUUAACAAAUUAUGUGAUUUUGUUAAAACAACGGGAUCAACAGGAGGGGGUGAUACUGAUGAAUGUUAUGAACUUGUUUUAAGACAAGUAAGAGAAGAUUUAUCGUGGACUCCUGGUUCAAGAAGAUCAUUGGUACUUAUUGGUGAUGCUCCACCACAUGAACCUAGCUAUCCUCAAAAUACUCUUAAUAUAGACUGGAGAGACGAGGCUGAUAUUUUAGGAACUAUGGGAGUUAAGAUUUACGCAACACAAUGCCAAAGUAGCUCUUCAGCUGAAAAAUUCUACAAAACUAUAGCGCAAAAAACUGGUGGUCAUCAUCUGAAAUUACAGGAAUUUUCUAAUAUUUUUGAUUUUCUGAUGGCCGUAGCUUACAGAGAACAUGGCGACGAACUUUUCCAAGUUUAUGAAAAAGAAGUAAGAAGUCGAUGUGGGACAGGUUUAAAUAAAGAUUUAAGCGACCUGUUUACAACGUUAAGAGAUGGUGAUAUUGAUUCCACAACUGAUGAUACAACAGUGACUUCUACUUCCCUUCCAUUUAAAAAGAGAAAGACAUCACCAGGGAAAGUUACUUCAGCUAAAAGGGUUAAACUGAGCGAUGCGUCCAAGACAGCAACAGCUCCAUAUAAAAAACCUACUUCAUCUAAAAUCAGCAGAGCUAUUAAAACUGCAAAGAGAACAAUUAAGGAAGUCAAAGUAGCUUAUCCACGUAUCAGAAGAGAGAUGAUUGCCGAAAAUCAUUUUUAUUUGAACGAUAAGAAAUGGUCACCAUGGCAACAAGUAAUAUCCCAUGAUGCUGGUUUAAAUAAAAAUGGUGAUUGGCAACAACAAGGUUCUUAUUACAGAAAAAAAGCAAUAUUUCAAUUUGAUGCAGAGACACCUUCUAUGUAUGAAGUCUCCGUUCAAGCUAAAAGAAGAAGCAAACGUUACAUAGUCUAUAACAAAAUGGCGCACAGAGUUUCCGGUAAAUGGGAAAGACGUCUGUUUGCACAAUCUGACAUUAAGAAACAAGUUAAUAAAAUAGCUGAUCGAGGUUACAAUUUAUAUGUGAGAAGACUUCCGUUAACUUCUGCAGCUUUAAAAAGGGACACUAUAACGGCUUUACGUAGAUACGAUUAUUCAUGGAGAAAAAUCAGAAAUGUACGAAACAACCAUCGUCAAGUAAAUAUCUCUUCAACAAUCAUAUCUGAUGAUGUGUUAUAAACUGAAAACCUGUUUUGUGCAUUCAAAUUUAUUUUCAGAUUAAUUAGCCGCUGUACGGACCGAACUUU
Molecule: messenger RNA, 1573 nt
Organism: Patella vulgata (common limpet)
Lineage: Eukaryota; Metazoa; Mollusca; Gastropoda; Patellidae
Exons: 5
Coding region: 93-1505 (470 amino acids)
Source: RefSeq, a predicted model, not a curated record